This is a messenger RNA of Mytilus californianus (California mussel), 4082 nucleotides long. Its product is annotated as apoptotic chromatin condensation inducer in the nucleus-like. Gene Ontology annotation, molecular function: RNA binding. The record is from RefSeq and is a predicted model, not a curated record. Lineage: Eukaryota; Metazoa; Mollusca; Bivalvia; Mytilida; Mytilidae. The transcript is spliced from 20 exons. Bases 1 to 3060 code for a protein of 1019 amino acids.
AUGUCAACAAUGGCGGACACUGAUGCUCCGACUCUAAGGGGGAAAGACAUAAAUGACUAUCGCGUGGUAGAUUUAAAGAAAGAAUGUGAUAAAAGGGGCCUUUCUAAGAGUGGAAAUAAAGUAGACAUUGUAGAGAGACUAAGAACGUUCCUACGAGAAGAACAGGACACACAAGAAAAUACUGAAAAUCAAGAUGAUCAUGAGCCAAUAACCACAGUGGAAUCGGAAAAGAGUGAUGUUAUUAAAUUAUAUUUGCAAAAACAGAAAAAGUUAUUGGCAGACAGACAGGAAGAAAUAAGAAGAUUUUCGGAUGAAAGUGCAUCAGAAGAGAGUCAAAGUCCAACCAAGAAAGACAAACCAGAUCUUUCUGCUGGAAAAACUCCAGAACAAAAGAAAACAUCAGAAGAUGGUGCUGGUGAUUCCAGAGCCUCAAGGCGAAGGUCAAAUUCAAGUAGCCACAGCAACGCAGAUGAAACAGCACAGGCUGAAGUGACAUCUCCAAUUCAACCAAGGCCUAAAAGAGGAUGGAGAAAGUCUUCUCUUCCACAAGAAGAAGCAACACAACCAGAUGAGCCAGCAGCUAAGACUGUUGAAAAGUCUACAGAGGAGGAAAAGGUCACAGACAAGGUCAAGGUUGCUGAGGAAGAUAUAGUCAUAGACAAGGUCAAAGUUGCUGAGGAAGAUAAAGUCACGAACCAGGUCAAGGUUACUGAGGAUGAUAAAGUCACAGACAAUGUCAAGGUUGCUGAGGACGGUAAAGUCACAGACAAGGUCAAGGUUGCUGAGGAAAUCAAGGAUUCAGGUAUUACUGAAAAGAUUAUAGAUUCAAGUAAACCUGUGGAUUCAAGUAUUGGCGAAAAAGAUGUGGAUACAGAUAAACAUGAAACACAGAAUGCAAAGGAUUCAGAAAAAGUAGAAAAAAGUGAAGACAGUAAAAAUAAAACAGAAAUCAAAAAUACAUGUAUUGAAGAAUCAAAGGAAACAUCUAAUGAGCCUGUUAGACAGAGAUCAAAAUCACCUGAAGAUAACAAAAUACAAAAAUCAAGUAGAUCUGGUGAGAAAUCAGAUGAUGGCAGCAAGGAGGGGGGAAAGACCAGUGGGCGUCGCAGGUCUGAAAGUGGCAGUAGUGACAGGGAAAAGUCCAAGAAACCAAGAAGAUCAAGAGCAUCUAGUAGUAGUAGCAGCAGUAGCAGUAGGUCAAGAUCACCACAGAAAAGGAGAUCUAUGUCUUCUUCAAGUUCAAGAUCGAGGUCUAGGUCUAAAUCGAAGUCACCAACAAGAGAGGCAGCAACCCAACCAAAAUCACAAAGAAGAUCGAGGUCAAAAUCACCAGGUAAUAGGUCAUCAUCAAGGUCAAGAUCACCACCAUUCAAAAGAAGAUCCAGAUCAUCAAGUUCAAAGUCAAGGUCACCAUCACCAGUGCCUGAAAAGAUUCAGAAACCUGCAAAAAUGGAAGUGGAUGAACCUGUUUCUACAACAUCCACACAGGAUGAGGAAGUAAAGAAAGACACGAGCUCUUCAACAAUGGAGGUAGAAGAAAGUGACACUAAGCCAGAUACUACUGUAGAAUCUGUAAAUGAAAAGGAAACAGAAGGAGACGAAACGAUGGAAUCUGAAGAAUUACCAGAGAAGAUGAAAAAGAAAAUCUUGUCUCCAGGUAUUGACAGAGAAGAAGGAGAAAAAGAAGACGAUAAGGAAAAUGUGAAAGAGAAACCAGUGAGAAAGAGGAAAUGGGGAUCCAAGACUGGACAGCCGACCGGAGCAAAGAGGAUAUCUAGUUACAAUAUAUCUACAGACUCGCUGAAGGGAUUGAUUCCAGAAAUCAAGUUAACAGAACCUGUCCUUGACCUAGGUAAUGAUGAUGACAGGAUCUCUGAUGUGGAAGAAGACAAAAGAGAUGUGACAAUUAGGAGGACUGUGGUAGUUAAAGAUGAUCAGGCUAAAGAGGACUUAGAGGAAGGAGAAGCUCCCGAUUCACCAGAGGAGGGAGAGGCUGUGGAAGAAGAGAAAGAAGAAAAUGAUAUGGAGGUUCAAGAGGAUGAGAGAAAAGUUAAGAAAGCUGAACAAGUAGUUAUACGAAGAGUAAGUCAUAAGAAGCCUCUCAUUGAAACAGAAGAACCUUCCCAGGUCAAAUCAAGGUCACCAUCACCAGCAAGGAAUCCUGUUACUAAAAUUGUCCAUUUGAGGAAUCUUGUACGACCUUUCACCUUACUACAGCUGAAGGAUUUACUGAGGAGAACAGGAACAUUAGCAGAUGAUAAAUUCUGGAUAGAUUCUAUCAAGUCACAUUGUUAUGCUACAUUUGAGACAGAAGAUCAAGCUGUAGAAACAAGGAAAGCUUUACACGGAAAAAAAUGGCCCUCAUCUAAUCCUAAAAUAUUACAAGUUGAUUAUGCCACACCUGAUGAGAUUGACUAUCACAAAAAUGAGGAGGAAGCACCAAGAUUAGCCAGAGAAAAAGCUCAAAAAGAGGCUAAAGCUAGAAAGGAGGAAGAAAAGAAAAGGAGGGCUGAACGAGAAGUGAGGUUAGCAAAGAAAAAAGAAGAAGAAGAGGCAAAGAAGAAAAAACCUCCACCAAUCAGAGAGUGGGACAGGGAUAAGAUCAGACAGUCAGAGGAAAGGGAAGAUCCUCAAAGACGACGUAGACCCUCUAGUGGUUCACCAACUAAAGAUAGACGCAGAAGAGAGAAAAGUAGGGAGAAAGAAAGAGAUAAGGAAAGGCCUGCAAAGAAAGAAAAAACAGAUAAAAAAGAAGAUGAAGAACCUCCUGCCAAGUUAUUGGAUGAUCUGUUCAAGAAAACAAAAACUACUCCAUGUAUAUACUGGUUACCAUUAACAGAAGCACAGGCAGCUGAAAAAGCAAAGCAAAGAGAGGCAGAAAGAGAAAGAAGAUUGAAAGAAAGAGAAAAGAGGAGAGAAUCAGAUCCAACACCGCCACCUCGAAGAAACUUAGAUAGAGAAAGAAGAACUCCACCACCUCGAGGAAGAAUGGAUGAUUGGCCAAGACGGAGAUCACCUGAACGGAGAAUGUUACCUGAUAUGAGAGAUAGGAGAAGAUAAAUCAUGAUUAGCAUAGCAAAUAAAUAUAGAUAGGUUUUACAUCAUGUAAAUAUUAAAUGGUAUCUCAAGUCAGAAAAUUUUCUCUGUAAACUGAAAAUUUUGAGAGGUACUUUUUUAUAAUUAAUAUUGAAGGGGAAAAGCAGAUGGGUAUAUCCCAAGAUAUCUCUUAAAGGGUUAAGCUUAUGUUUUUUUAUGAUCACAUAGAUUUGUGAGGGGGUGAUAAGUUUAUGGCAUGUCAUGGUUGAAUAGAUUCUGCUGUCAGGUGGUAUUCCAUCAUUAGUGAUGGGAAGUCAUUUUCUGCUCAGUAUGUGCUAGCAUUUUUGUAGAUUUUAGCAUUUUAUAUUGUGAUAUGACAAGAAAUUUAUUGAAUGUAUAACAGUGACAUUUGUCAUACAAUUGUCAUUUUUCAAUAAUGGAGAAUAUAUGAAUGAUUUUAUCUGAUAUUAAGCCACUUAAGACACCUGGAAAUCUGUGUUGAAAAUGUAUUGGUCUUAAUUCAACAUGUUUUCCAAAUAUGCAUAAAAGUAACAUUUUAGUAUAGAAAAAAUAUGCAUAAAAUUAGCCUUUUAGUUUAGAAAAAAAUAUGCUUAAAAUUCACAUUUUGUUUUAUUAAAAAAAAUAAGCAUAGAAUUAGUAGGUAUGGACAGUUUUGUUCAGUUUGGCAGUGUGACAUCAGAAAUGAAUUAUUUUGCAAGUGGUCAGAUUUUUGCUAUAAAUUUUUGUUUCUCCCACUUUUAGGGCUAAAUAAUGGAUUAAAAUACAGACAUGUUUUAUAGAACCAUUUCAUUUUAUAAUGCAUGUACUAAAGUUCAUGACGUUACAUGUCAUUUCAUUUUACAGUAAACUAAAUGAUAAAUUAGAUAUCAUCUGUAAUGUAAUCAAUAUGUGGAAUAAAUUGAAUCUGCUGAAUUUAUGUUCAUCUAUUUUACUUCAUUAAAUAUACAUAUUUAUUCUUUUAUUUUUAAAUUGACUUCAUUUUUGUUGUGUUACUUGUAAUGAAAAAAUAAAAACAUUUUAUACAA